AUGACUGAACAACGACCCCCUUUCCCACCUUACACCAGAGAGUCUGCUCACGUCAAAGUCAAAGCGGCUCAAGAUGGAUGGAACACCCAGGACCCAGCAAAGGUCAAGAUGGCCUAUACGCCUGACUCAAUCUGGCGCAACCGAGAUACUUUUCUCAGAGGCCGUGACCAAAUUGAGAAAUUCUUAACCGAUAAAUGGAGUCGAGAGCAUGACUACAAAUUGCGCAAGGAGCUCUUUGCAUUUGACGACAAUAAGAUCGCCGUGCAAUUCUGGUAUGAGUUUCGCGAUGAUGAUAAUCAGUGGUGGCGAUGCUAUGGACUUGAGGAUUGGACCUUUGAUGAGAAUGGCUUGAUGAAGAAGAGGCAAAUGAGCGGAAACAAUGUCAAGAUUAGCGAGGAGGAUCGCUGGUUCAAGGAUGGCGUUGACGUAAACACUGUUGAGAUUGGACCAGAGCACUGGUAG
Messenger RNA from Fusarium musae, 462 nucleotides. RefSeq lists its product as uncharacterized. The record is from RefSeq and is a predicted model, not a curated record. The transcript is spliced from 3 exons. Lineage: Eukaryota; Fungi; Ascomycota; Sordariomycetes; Hypocreales; Nectriaceae. Bases 1 to 462 code for a protein of 153 amino acids.